AUGGAGAGCCCAUUGAAGGAUCUAGAUGUGAAUGUAGCAUUCAGAUGUGGUGAUACGGAUGUGAAAAGGGUUGUUAGAGAAGAGCCGCCGAUGGCAAAAGUGAUGGACGCGUUGGAAUGUGGAGAGACAUGGUACAACCAGUCAGGCUUAGAUGAACGGUGUGUGUCCUUAGAGAUUGAUUGGUUCGAGUUUCGUGCUAUCGAGUGGAACCAGGGUUUGAUAGCUGUCUUCAAUACUCAUAAAGGCACGGUGGCGGCUAAAUGCAGAAUGGAGCAAGAAGUUAUAAAAGCGCUCAGUAAGUGCCGAUGGGUUACUCUACAUCUUACCCAGAUGAUGUGUAAAGACGAUUUGUCUUUCCAGUCCGAUUUUCGUCUAUGUGCCGACUUCAAGUCAAUUUCAAUCGCGAAACCGCAAUUUGAACCACUCUACAAAGAUUUAAUGAACCACCUAGACCUAUUUGAACACCAAUGGACACAAUUGAUGCCAUCGAUUCCACCUAAGGAUCCCGGUCUGAGCGGCUGCAUUCUCGCAUCGCCCAGUGCCCCAUCAAUAGAGACCCAGGAACUAUCCCUAACCCCAAGACAAGUAACCUAUCUCAUCGGCACGGCCGGAACAAGAAUUGAAACUACAAGAGAUCAUUCUCAAGCAACGAUAAAAGUGCUACCACUCCCGCAUCGCACUCGCUCAAAAACACAAACACUUGCCAUAACAGGAACGACUCAUCAAGUAGCCGCCGCUCUCGCACUCCUCGAAGCUCAAUUGACCAUUCACAAGCUUCAACCAAACCGUCUUUUCUAG
Messenger RNA from Torulaspora delbrueckii, 798 nucleotides. RefSeq names its product Mer1p (gene MER1). Gene Ontology annotation, molecular function: RNA binding. The transcript has a single exon. The coding region runs from base 1 to 798 and encodes 265 amino acids. Lineage: Eukaryota; Fungi; Ascomycota; Saccharomycetes; Saccharomycetales; Saccharomycetaceae. The record is from RefSeq and is a predicted model, not a curated record.